This is a messenger RNA of Ilyonectria robusta, 780 nucleotides long. Its product is annotated as 14-3-3 domain-containing protein. Gene Ontology annotation, cellular component: cytoplasm. The coding region runs from base 1 to 780 and encodes 259 amino acids. Gene Ontology annotation, biological process: signal transduction. The transcript is spliced from 5 exons. Lineage: Eukaryota; Fungi; Ascomycota; Sordariomycetes; Hypocreales; Nectriaceae. The record is from RefSeq and is a predicted model, not a curated record.
AUGGCCCUUCACUGGAUGCUGGAGAAAUAUAAGUUCGAAUGUUCGGGCUACAGCCAGUCCUUUCUUGCUCGCCUCUGCGAGCAGGCUGGGCGCUACGAUGAUAUGGUCACCCAUGUGAAUGAAGUUGCGAGCGCUGGUGGUGAGCUCAGUUUCGAGGAGCAGAACCUCCUCAGUACUGCAUAUAGGAACGUGGUCGGCACCCGCCGUGCCAGCUUGCGGAUCAUCUCCUCGAUCGAGGAAGUGGAUUCAAGGAGCGCGAAGGAUGCAACUACCAUCCGGGAAUACCGCCACAAGAUUCUAAAUGAACUCGAGAAGUUCUGCGAGGACCUUUUAGAGGCGCUAGAUGAGAGACUAAUCCCCAUUGCCACUGCAGGCAUGUCCAAGGUAUUCUACUACAAGAUGAAGGGUGACUACAGUCGUGAUCUGGCGGAAUUUGGGUCGGGCGAGAAGCGCAGUACUGCUAUUACUUCUGCCAAGGAGGCCUACAACACUGCUACCCAUGUUGCCCAGAUCGAGCUCGCCGCCACCCACCCUUUGCGCCUAGACGUGGCUCUGAACUUCUGUGUCUUCUACUACGAAAUCCAGAACUCGCUGGAUCGCGCAUGCCACCAUGCCGAGCAGGCCAUCGAUGAUGCCAUUGCCGAGCUCGGCUCCCUGUCCGAAGAAUCUUUUCACCACUCCACACUCGUCAUGCAGCAACUCUGUGACAACCUGACUACUUGGAGAUCUUCGGAGCAGAGAAGGGUUGCCCAAGAGUCAGCGUCCCACCCAGUGACAUGA